AUGAAGUCUAUCGUGCUGGCUCCGUACCGCGUCGAGGUGCUUUUUGUGCUCUGCACCCUGCUGAACGGCAAACGCAAGGUCGACUUCCAGGAGCGACUGGCCGAGAUGGGACUGGUCACGACGCUCAACCUCAUGUUCGACAAGUUCCAGUGGGACGCCACGGUCACGCCCAGCCCGGCGCACGAGCCCUUACACGGACCUGGCUGUGACUGCAGUCUGGACGCGUCGUUGAAGAUCCAGUUCUUGCGCUUGAUUCACAACUUUUGCGACCGCGACUACAGCGACAAUAGCAGCAAGUUGCUGCUGCUCAGUGAGCACGAGAUCCAGCUGAUGAAUGAAGGCGGCUCGACGUCUAUCAACCUCGACCACGCGGACAAGGGACUGCUGUCCAAGAUCAUCCACGCGAUGAUAGAGCAGCCAGUGGACUCGAUCUACCGCUUCUGGCUGGCCUCGUGUGUGGAAGCCUUCUUGCGGCGUGCGGCUCCGAGUGAGCAGCUCUUCGUUGCGCGUACACCUCUGCUGAAGGCGCUGAUAGCGGAGAUUCUCAGUGGAGGCGCGUACCGUUCGCAGGGCAGCUUCCAGUCGGCCUUUGAUCUGCUUGGAGAGAUGACCAAGGGCAACCGAGAGACGCUGCGGCUGUUCCAUGGACUUCUGAGCAACACCCAGUUCGCGACUUUCAUGGAAGUGGUCCUUUUGAACUUGGUGGACUCGAAUGUGUUCAUCCGGUCGAUGCUUUUGUCUUGUGAGAAAUUCGCAAAGCAGCCGGAGAGCGGGACGUUUGGCGUGGCUGACGACUGCGAGAUGGACCGCAUGAGCGAGUUCCUGGCUGUGAAUCUGGUGCGGCUGCUGCGUGAUCUCAUGACGAUCGUGACGAUGGACGACAUCAACCACGAGAACAUUUGCUCGACUGCCAGCGAUCCUGGAGGCCCUGCGCGACCACGAAGUUAA
Phytophthora infestans T30-4 is the source of this 948-nucleotide messenger RNA. RefSeq lists its product as uncharacterized. Gene Ontology annotation, cellular component: Cul4A-RING E3 ubiquitin ligase complex. The coding region runs from base 1 to 948 and encodes 315 amino acids. The record is from RefSeq and is a predicted model, not a curated record. Gene Ontology annotation, molecular function: phosphatase binding. NCBI's taxonomy places the organism in Eukaryota, Oomycota, Peronosporomycetes, Peronosporales, Peronosporaceae. The transcript is spliced from 3 exons. Gene Ontology annotation, biological process: ubiquitin-dependent protein catabolic process.